AUGAGCAGACGCACCAGUCAGGCGACGAGCCGCGCCAGUUUCGCCAAAUCGCCAGCGGUACAGAGAGAUCCGAACAUGAAGGAGACGGUGAUUUCGUUCAAUAUCAAGGGUGGACAGAAUUUAUCAGCAACAAAGGAUGGUUCUGAAAUGUUCAUUCGCCUGUCUUUCGGCUCCUUCACCGCUGAAUCUGAAUACGUCGAGGCAAAAACCGAAGCUUCCAACGUCAAACUCGCGAUCAAGGAAGAAAUCUCCGGCACGAGCACUCCCUUCUUCGACAAUUUGGUCCGAUACCCCUUGACAGUCAGCUUGAUCGAAAUGCUGCCGAAAGAAAAGAAGCAAAAAGAAGAUAAAAUUAUUUGCCACAGAGAAGUGCACCGAGAUCUUUCGCCAUUUUUGAAGGGAAAGAGGAAGAUUUCCGAAAGCGUGCGGGAGGUUUCAAAAGAAGCGCCAAAUGUUCAGGUCAAUUUGGAGAUUUCUGUUUCCAUAAGUCCAGAGCUGAAACCCGAAUUCCUGGAAAAGAACCGAAUCAUGACCCUCCGCCUAAUCUACGCUUCUGGAGUCCCCGAUUCAUGGGUCGGAAACAAUUUCAACGCCUGCCUUCCCAUUCAAAAAGAAGAAAACGAAACCGCCGCGAUCAAGUUUUCCGGAAAAGCAGAAAACGCUUUCAACACAAGCGAAAAAUUGCCCCUCUUCUGGAGCGGAUUGAAAAACACUACCGAGAAAAUCAUCGCGAAGGAAAACUACAAAAUUCCAGACAGCGCGGAAGCUGAAGAAAAUGCGGAUGGAGAAUGCCCUAAUGCGAUUGUUUUUACUUCGGAGAGGAAGAUGAUCAUGAGUGAAGAUGAUUGCAGAGCUUUUGAGGCGAGAAUCGCGAAGGUAUCAAAUUUGUUGCCGAUUGAGGUUUCGAAAGUGAAAGAUACAGACGCAAAAGCAAAAGGAAAAGCAAAACCUGACGAUGGUGAGCUCCACAACCACGGAAUCGCCCUGAUCAACCUCGAGUCACUUCUCUAUCCCGGUGUAAAAUCCGUCUCUGGCAAAUUCAAGCUCAAUCCGUUUACACAAAAUCAACUUAUUCGCGCUGGAUAUGGAGAGAGUAUCACAGCGAGUUCCUGCAACAGCGGCACGAUUUUAUCGAUGGGAUCAACUUCAAGAAACGACAGUUCUGAUGCCGGCGGCGCUUCAGACAUCAGACCCGAAUCACGACAAAUGGCCCAAGACGCGCUUCCUUACAAAGAAAUGAACUCGUCAAUUUUCUUCGAAAUCUCGUUCUCCCGCGCCCUCGUCGAUCGCGCUACUCUUCAAGACCUGGACAAGAACCUCGCGACUUUGAUUCCAAUGCGGCCGAAAAUCCCAAGGAAGAAAUAUGGAGCUGACAUUAGCGUUCAAGAGUAUAAAAAGCAAAUCACAGAAGUCGCGAAACAAGUUCUCGCGGAGAUCAGAGCUUUUGCGCCGUCGACUAAAGGAGAAUCUUUUGAAAAAUCAUUAUUGUAUCAGCUGAACAGAACUGGAAAACACGCACAAUACCACGAACUGCUGAAAAACUCGAUCAUCCGCGUCGUCCGCGAGAAAUUCCUGAAAAAGAAAGACUUUGAAGAUCCAGAAGCAAAGAAAGAAUUCAUCGAGCAACUCUACGUUUUUCUCAUAGAACAAAUGCACGUGGCAAUCAACGAACAAGUGGUCAAGCAAACUGACGAAGAGCCAAUUCCAGAUGUAGUUACUGUCGAGGAGCUCGCCAAAGUGGCCCUUCUCGCGGAAAAAAUUGGAGAUUUGAAAAAAGCGGAAGCGACUUGGCUGGAGCUGCUUUCCCGUGACGAGGCGAAUUCGGACAAUUGGGCGGGCUAUGGAAGAGUGUGCUACAGAAAAGGAGAUAUUGGAAGAGCAUAUGAAGCUUUCAAGCAAGCUGUUUCAUUAGAACACUCCGAACCCUGGUACAUGAUCCUCGCCUCCCUCCUCGCCCGAGAAGAAGGAUUCCCCAACGAAGCAAAACUCAUCCUCCAGCGCGCAGCUGCCAAUCCUGACUACAACGAUCAAUCGACCAAGGGUGGCAAAGAAUCGAGGCUCAUGGAGCGCGCGCUUUCAAACAUCUUCCUUUCGGAAAUUCAUGAAGAACAGUUGGAAAACAGACUCAGCGAAUUCACGAAGUUGGAGGGAAAGAGGCUGAUAAAACUUUUAAACUCAGCUCAUCCUGGCGAGGGAGUCCUCCUCGAAGCGGCUGAAAAACUCUUCGAUUCUGGCUUCUGCGAAGUUUCGGACAAUCUUCUCGCGAAAUACCUUUCAUCUCUCGAUGCUGAAGAGCCGAUUCCAACAGCUGCUUUGCUUCUCCGAACUCGACUGAUGAUUCAGCUUGGCAAAAUUGAUACGGCGAUGGAGACAGUUAUUCAAGCGACGGAAGCUGAUCAUAAAAAUGCGAAUGUUUGGGCGCUAAAGGGCGAGAUCUUGCACAUUCAAGGAAACGAAGAAGCAGCAAAAGAGUGCUUCUCCCGUUGUCUUUCUUACACUACUCCUUGCAAAGAUCCAGCUUUUGUGUGCCUUCAGCUUGGCGAUAUUUUCUCCGCCGAGGAGAAAUGGGAAGAAGCAAGAAAUUACUACCUCCAUGCAUGCAGACUUAGUCCGACAUCGAUUUCCUGGCUUGGAGUGGGCAUUUGUAGUCUGAGAAUGAGUCGACUUUUGGAAGCGGAAGACGCAUUGGCCGAAGCAAAUCUCCUCGACUCAAAGAGCCCAGAAGUGUGGGGCUAUCUCUCCGUCCUUUGCCUCCGAACACAUCGAAAAGUCGAGGCUGAGCAGAGCUUCAAGUACUCGAUGAAACUCGGUCUUGACGAGUCAUCAUCUCUUCACAAAGAAAUUCGAGGGCUUCAAGCAAAACAUGGAUUCGGCGAUCCAAGCCUUUGA
Oikopleura dioica is the source of this 2889-nucleotide messenger RNA. The record is from the annotation of a GenBank genome assembly. NCBI's taxonomy places the organism in Eukaryota, Metazoa, Chordata, Appendicularia, Copelata, Oikopleuridae.